Molecule: messenger RNA, 539 nt
Organism: Diatraea saccharalis (sugarcane borer)
Lineage: Eukaryota; Metazoa; Arthropoda; Insecta; Lepidoptera; Crambidae
Source: the annotation of a GenBank genome assembly
GUCAGGUUUGUGAUUAACGUCAAGUCAAUGUGUUAUUUUUGAGUAAAAGCAAUUAAAAUUGAUUUAUAUUUGAAAUAAAAAUGAGCAGGAAACCGGUUCCACUUCGAGAUGUUUCAGGCUUUUUGCAAGUUUUGAGAGACUUUUUAUUAGGAAGAAAACACACAAAUGCGUUACGUUUCGCUCCUCUCCUCGCAGCCAGGACACAGCCUCCGCCAGAAAUACCCGAUGGAUCGUCGCACAAACAUGCUCAUAAUUAUUAUUAUACAAGAGAUGGACGCCGUGAAGUGACCCCUCCUGCUGAUGUUACAAAGGUUUUGCUUGAAGCCAGUUCCGACAAAGGAGCCCCUAAGCAAGCAGCCAAUGUGAGGCCAACACCUGGACCAGUUUUCCAGUGGGAUAAGCAUUAUGAUUAAAUUUAUUAAGUUACUGGAUAUGUUAUUUGCAUAUGAAAUAGUCAAAUAGAUCCAUUUUUAUUUAUAGCAAGAUUUUCUUGGUGAAGAAUUCAUGUGUAAUUUAUAGAAAAAUAAAUCAAUGACAUC